Molecule: messenger RNA, 1096 nt
Organism: Fomitopsis serialis
Lineage: Eukaryota; Fungi; Basidiomycota; Agaricomycetes; Polyporales; Fomitopsidaceae
Product: chaperonin 10-like protein
Exons: 5
Coding region: 150-872 (240 amino acids)
Molecular function (GO): oxidoreductase activity
Source: RefSeq, a predicted model, not a curated record
CACGGAGGAUCGCUCGCACAGUGGACCACUCCCGCUUCUCAAGAUCCGACAAAGCACCUCGCCCUGUCCAUCUGAAGCCUUUUAAAAACCUGCGCCGUCCUCUCUUUCCCACAGCUAUUCCCCGUCUCUCGAUCCACAGCCCGCCCACGAUGCCCAUCCCGAGCACCACCCGCGAGUAUCGUCUCCCCAAGGCGGAUGGCUUCCACAACCUGACACUCACCGAGGCUUCCAUCCAUCCGCCCAGGUCCACCGAGGUCCUCGUCAAAGUUCACGCUGUCUCCCUCCAGUUCCGCGACCUCGUCGUCGCGAAGGGCCAGUACGCCCUUGGCCAGAAGGACAAUGUCGUCCCGGGCUCAGACAUGGCCGGCGAGAUCCUCGCCGUCGGCGACGACGUCAAGGACUGGGCCGUCGGCGACAAGAUCUGCGCCAACUUCUCCGUCGACCACAUCUUUGGCGACGCCUCCCAGCAGACCAUCCUCAGCGGCCUCGGCGGACCCAUCGACGGCGUCCUCACCGAGUACAAGAUCCUGCCCGCGCACUCUCUCGUCAGGAUCCCGGACGGCUGGUCGUACAUCGAGGCCUCGACGCUCCCAUGCGCCGCAGUGACCGCGUACAACGCGCUCCUGGGCGCGAACCCGCUCAAGGGCGGCGACAUCGUCCUCGUCCUCGGCACCGGCGGCGUGUCCAUCUUCGGCCUCCAGAUCGCCGUCGCGAGCGGCGCGACGGUCAUCGCGACCUCGUCCUCCGACAACAAGCUCGCGGUCGCGAAGAAGCUCGGCGCGAAGCACGUCGUCAACUACAAGAAGACGCCGGACUGGGAGAAGGAGGUUCUGCGGAUUGUGAGUCGUACGCCGUGGCCGCUCGUGUGUUGACAUCAGGAAAAAGCUCUCCUGAGAAUUAUGGCGUAUUCUCGACAAUACAUAGAACCCACAUCAUACUCCGCUAUUCUGACAUUAUUCGCAGCAUCGUCCACUACUGUACACACCAUCUGUGCAUAUGUUCGUAAUGCAGGCAAUAUUAGCACAUGCCACUAAGUUCUCGCUACGAGCUAUAAAUACUCAUGUGGUGCGAGAAGCCAUGUAAUCGCCAGAAUUCG